Panicum hallii is the source of this 6770-nucleotide messenger RNA. RefSeq lists its product as uncharacterized. Bases 191 to 6400 code for a protein of 2069 amino acids. The transcript has 12 exons. Gene Ontology annotation, molecular function: DNA binding; RNA polymerase II C-terminal domain phosphoserine binding. Gene Ontology annotation, cellular component: Cdc73/Paf1 complex. Lineage: Eukaryota; Viridiplantae; Streptophyta; Magnoliopsida; Poales; Poaceae. The record is from RefSeq and is a predicted model, not a curated record.
CCAUUCCCAUAUUCCCUUCCCCCACCAGGCAGGCAGCAGCGGCAGCAGCAGCUUCCUGCGUUGCGCCCACAGGGUCGGGGCGAGGAGGAGUCGCACGCGACCCCCCGGAUUAAGACCGCCGCGACGACGGCGACGCGCUCCACGCCGACCGCCGCGGGGCCGCCAGCCCUAAACCCCCGGGGCCCGAUCCAUGGACGCCGGCCCCGCCGGGGCCCAGCAGUUCACCCCACCGGAGGCCGACUGGCCGCCCGAGCUCCGACUCCCGCCGCCCCCAGCGGAGCCGCCGCAGGCGCCGGGGAUGGACGAUUCGCAGUUCCUGGGCUCGAUCAUGGGGGUGCCGCCACCGGACGCGCCGCCGCGGCAGGAGGCGCCCGCGCCGGUCGGGCCCAAGAGGAGGGGGAGGCCGCCGAAGAAGAAGGAAGGCCCUGGCACGGCGUUGGUCGCCGCGGCGCCCAAGCCCGCCAAAAGGAAGGAGGACGAGGAGGAGGUCGUCUGCUUCAUCUGCUUCGACGGGGGCAACCUCGUCGUCUGCGAUCGGAGGGGAUGCCCUAAGGUCUACCAUCCGGCGUGCAUCAAGCGCGACGAGGCCUUCUUCCAGUCCCGGAGCAAGUGGAACUGCGGUUGGCACAUAUGCAGCAGCUGUGAAAAGGCAGUGCACUAUAUGUGCUACACUUGUACAUACUCCCUCUGCAAAGUUUGCAUCAAGCAAGGUAAAUUCUUCAGUGUCAGGGGGACCAAGGGCUUCUGCGACACUUGUUUUGGAACUAUACUUUUGAUAGAAUCCAAAGAUGAAAGCGCCACAAAGGUUGAUUUUGAUGACAUACUCAGUUGGGAGUACCUGUUUAAGCUAUAUUGGCUAGAUCUGAAAGGGAAGCUUUCAUUAACAUUGGAAGAACUUACUAAUGCCAAGAACAGAUGGAGUGUUCCUAUCACUCCUGCUAGGAAAGAAAAGGAUGAGUCAUCUGAUGACCUAUAUGACGUUAAUAAUGACGAUGAUGCUGGUUCUGACUGCUCCUCAAGAAAACGAAAGCGAGGUAAUUCUGCAAGGAAAAAGGUUCGAAAACGUCGCAAGGUAGAUUCAGAUUGUAGCAUUGCUGCAAAAAAGGUUGAGCUUCCAGUUAAAGAUGCUGGGAGCCUACCCACUGAAGUACUAAAUGAACGGGCGCCCUUGCCUAUAGACACAAAAGUACCAAAUGAACAGGUGCCCUUGCCAGUAGACACAAAAGUACAAAACGAACGGGUGCCCUUGCCAGUAGACAUGGAAGUACAAAAUGGACGGGUGCCCUUGCCAGUAGACACAAAAUGGGCGUCACCAGAGCUGCUGGAGUUUGUAGGACACAUGAGAGGUGGCGAUCAAUCUUUCAUUUCUCAAUUUGAUGUUCAGACCCUUCUGCUGGAAUAUAUUAAGAAGAAUAACCUUCGUGAUCCUAAGAGGAAAAGCCAAAUUGUUUGUGACACAAGACUUCACCGCUUGUUCAGGAAAUCACGUGUUGCUCACUUUGAGAUGUUAAAGCUUUUGGAAAUGCAUUUUCUUAUGAAUGACACUCCAAAAGUAAGUGAUAAUAGCCAAGUGACCAUCAAUCCAAAUUUGGCUCAAGUAGAUAACAAUGGAUACAGUGACAUGGCAGUAAAAUUGUCUCCUGAUAAGAGGAGAAGGAUGCAUAGAAAGAUGGACAGAGAACCACAAGUUAAUCUUGAGGCUUAUGCAGCUAUUGAUAUGCAUAAUAUAAAUUUGAUUUACAUGAGGCGCAGCCUGAUGGAGGAUUUAAUUGAUGAUGCCACAUUCUCAGCCAAAAUUUAUGGUGCUUUUGUGAGGAUAAAAAUUUCUGGUGUUGGCCAGAAACAAGAUAUAUAUCGCCUAGUAAAAGUUGUUGGAACGCACAAGGUUCCAGAAAAGUACAGCAUUGGGAAGAAGAUGACAAAUUUUGCCCUUGAGAUAUUAAAUUUAGACAAAAAGGAGAUUAUCACAAUGGAUACAAUAUCUAACCAGGAUUUUACAGAGGAGGAGUGCAAACGCUUAAGGCAGAGCAUGAAGUGUGGUCUAAUUAGCAGACUAAAAGUGGGGUAUAUUCAAGAGAAAGCCAAAAUCUUGCAAUCUGUAAGAGUGAAUGAUUGGUUUGAAAAUGAAAAGGAAAGGCUGGGGCAUCUUCGUGACCGUGCAAGUGAAACAGGGCGCAGAAAAGAACUUAGAGAAUGUGUAGAAAAGCUGCAGCUUCUCAACAAUUCUGAGGAAAGAACUCGGAGGAUAAACGAAGUUCUGGAAGUGCAUGUUGACUCCCAUAUGGACCCUAAUUAUGAAUCCGCCGAAGAAAGGGAUGACAAAAAAGCUGUUGGAAGGUCAAUAAAUCAGACAAGACCAGACACGUCCAUAUCACGAAGAAAAUCAAAAUAUAUAAACACUUUGCAAAACCAUCCACAAAAAGUUUCUGAUUCUAGCCGCCAUCCAAAAAACUUGUCCUGGGAAGGUACAAUACAUGGAUCUGUAGCUGGAAGAAAGUUUGAGAACAACACCAUAACAAACAGAGCUAUGUAUGAAGCUGGAUCACUUUCAUCGUCUGGAGUAGCAAUGUCAGGUGACACGGAGCCAGAGAAAGUCUGGCACUACAAGGAUCCUGCUGGGAAUGUUCAAGGCCCAUUCACUCUUUUGCAACUAUCAAAGUGGACAAGUUACUUCCCACGUGAUCUGAGAGUUUGGCUUACAUUUGAGAGUGAAGAGAGAUCAUUGCUGUUGACUGAAGUGCUUUCAAAACAGCAGAAAGAUUUCACUCAGGCUGCAUCGCUUACAAGUAGCAAGGCAACAUUGGCUGGCACUAGACAUACAAUGAACAGCCCAAGUGUGGAUCAGACGAAUGCUCUAUCCCCUGUUGGUUAUAGUAUGGCUGGUUCUUCUGGAAUAACCGUUCAGUCUAAUAAGUAUUAUGCUCCAGAAAGAGAGAGUGUGUACUCUCCGGAUGAUAGCUUGUCACUGUCAACUAGUUCGGUUCCACCCAAGGAUGUUCAUACUGCGAAUAGCCAAGCACAGUGCCAGGCAAAGCAUUCAGUUUUUAUUCCAUCUCCUGGGAAUUCAUAUGGGCAAACAGACUUGCACCAUGGUGGAAUACAGGGAGGAUACUCUGGUGAAUCGUACCACCGUCACAGCAGCGGAGCCCUAUGGAGUCCAACCACGCCCCACAUGAGUUGUUGUGGACGUGGUAAUGUGGAAUCUCAUCAGAAUCAACAUGUUUCGUGGUCACAAUGUCAACAUGAUUCCAAAGGUAGUUCACAAUGUGGAUCUGUUAAAGAUCUGAGUUCAAGGCUGGAUCUAUCGAAAAAUCUACCUACUCAACGAGUUGGGAAAGAUGUUUCCAGUCCUGUGUUUGCUUGGAGUCCGUCCGAGUCCAGGACCGCUUCAAGUCAACAUGAAGGCUCUUGCUUAAGUUCAACAACCAAUCCAAAUUUUCUCGAUGAACUUCAUUCUUCUAUUGCUUCUGCAAAGCCAACGAGCUGUGCUCCAGCAACUCCUAUUGAAGAUAGAGGUUCUAGUUCGCCAUCCGGCAUGCUGAGUCACUCAGAAAGAGUUCCAGUCUGCAGUACAGAUUCAGCCCCUUUGGCAUCUGCUUCCGAUAUUUGCAAGAUGGAGGAGAUCAUGAAUCAGCAAAGAACACUUGAAGCGGAUACAUCAAAUGCUUCAGUUAACCAGUCUCCUCAAUCGAAGAUUUUCCAUGUAUCCUCUCCUGAUAACCAAGAUAUUGACCGUGAGGUUCCUAGUCCAACUCCAAGAUCUGAGAAUAAGGAGCUUGCAGUUGCCAAGUCAGGAUUAACACCAGCAUCACCUGAAAAUGUCACCACUACUAAUUCACCUGAUUCGGAUACACGCAAGGAGGAGAAGAUUGUGUGUCAACAAAAAGUACCUGAGGCGGUUGCCUCAAAUUCUUCGGGUAACCAUUCUCAAUCUAAGGUUUCCCCUGAAUCGUCUAAUAGCAAAGAUCUGGAAUGUGAAUGUCCCAGUUCAUCCCCAAGGUCUGAGAAUAAGGUUCCUGAUGCGGACAACUCACUUUUAACAUCAGCGGCUCCUGAAAAUCUACCGGAAACUACUGCGCCUGCUUCUGGUACAUGCAAAAUGGAGGAGUUUGUGAAUCAGAAAAAAACACUUGACGCGGAUGCUUCACUUCAUCAGCCUCCUCAUUCUCACAUUUCCCCUGCAUCUCCUCAUGACAAUCAUGAUAUUGGGCGUGAAUGUCCUCCAAGAUCUGACAGUAAGGAACCUCUUCUGGACAACUUAGUGAUAACAUCAACGGCCACUGAAAAUGUAAUGACAACUUCUGCAUCUGCUUCUGAUACAUGCAAAAUGGAGGAGUGUGCGAAUCAGCAAAAAAUACGUGAAACUGAUGCAUCAAAUGGUCCACUUCAUCAGUCUCCUCAUUCUCACAUUUCCCCUGCAUCUCCUCCUGAUAAUCAAGAUAUUGGGCGUGAAUGUCCUCCAAGAUCUGACAGUAAGGAACCUCUUCUGGAUAACUUAAUGGUAACAUCAACGGCUACUGAACAUGUAAUGAUAACUUCUGCAUCUGCUUCUGAUACAUGCAAAAUGGAGGAGUUUGUGAAUCAGCAAAAAGCACUUGAAACGGAUGCAUCAAAUGGUCCACUUAAUCAGCCUCCUCAUUCUCACAGUUUCCCUGUGUCUUCUCCUGAUAAUCAAGAUAUUGAGUGCAAAUCUCCUCGUCCAACUCCAAUAUCUGACAGUAAGGACCCUAUUGUGAACAAUUCAGUGUUAACAUCAGUAGGGCCAGAAAAUCUACCAACAACUUCUGUGCCUGCUUCCGGUACAUGCAAGGUGGAGGAGAUUUCAAAUAAGGAAAGAACACAUGAGUCGGAUGCAUCAAAUGUUUCACUUAAUCAGCCUCCUCACACUGACACUUUAUGUCCUGAUAACCAAGAUAUGGAGUGUGAAUAUCCUAAACCAACUCCAAGAUCUGAGAGUGAGCAGCCUCUCAUGAAUAACUCAGGGUUAACAUCAAUAGUGCCUGAAAAUUUAACUUCAACCUCUGCAUCUGCUUCCGAUAUAUGCAAGAUGGAGGAGAUCUUGAACGAGAAAAGAUCACUUGAAGCAAAUCCAUCAAAUGGUUCGGUUACUCAGUCUCCUCAAUCCAAGGUUUUCUUUGUAUCUUCUCCUGUUGUCCUAGAUAUUGAACGUGAAUUUCCUAGUACAAGUCCUAGACCUGAGACUAAGGAACCUGUUGUGGUCAGCUCUGUGUUAACAUCAGCAACGCCUGAAAAUUUGACUAAGCAACAUAUGGACUUACCAGAUGCUUUUGUAUCACCCAAGUCUGGUCCACCAACUGGGGGUCCUAGACCUGAGAUUAAGGAGACUGUUGUGGUCAGCUCUGUGUUAACAUCAGCAGCACCUGAAAAUUUAAUUAAGCAACAUGUGGACUCACCAGAUGCUUUUGUGUCACCCAAGUCUGAUCCACCAACUGGGGAAUUAGAUGCCAUGAAAUCAGAUUUUAAAUGUGAACAAAAUAUUCAGAAAGAACUAUACUGUGAAAGUGAAUCUACUGUUCUUACAAGAGGGAACAUGUUAAUUGAUCCUUCCUGUGGUGCUGAGUCAAUUGAUGUGUCAGAUGUCUUGGAAUCUUUAAUGGAAGAACAAAGGUGUGGGACUUCGUACAUGCAAGGAACAACUGAUUUGGAGGACUUCCUAGCCACCUCUGCGGAGGAAGAACCACAAUGCUCUAGCCCUAUCGCAUUAUCUCCUUGGGGUGAACCUAGUUACUACCAAGGUGAUGCUAUUGAUUCUGCACUAUGGGGUGUCCAAGAUGAUCCAAUCAACGAUAUGUGGUCAUUGCUUUCUCCAAGACCUAUGCUCCAACCUUCAUCUGGUAUUGGAACUGAGGGGAAGGAAACUUAUGAUAUCAACGAGGUAGGUCUGGCCCAUGGUAAUAAUGAAAUUGUUCAAAGAGGAUCAGUGCCAGGGGAUGACAGUGUGAACCAGGUGAACUUGGGUGCUCCAACACAUUGGGUCCUGCCUGAGCAGGUUCCGUCAAUACCAUAUGAUAUGUCAAUAUCAUCAGCCAAUCAGAACUUAAAUGAGGGUACUACAUGGAGCACUAGCCAGAAUCUCAACAUGUCUAGUAAAGAAAAGGCAGAGCCUUCAAGUAAAAGGACUUGGGAAGCAACAAAGAAGCAGGAAUCCACCAAUUCCAGUGUUUCUGGUUCAGGAGAAGCCAUUGGAAACACCAGAAAGGGCUUGAACCCACCUUCUGGUAUUGCAAAUCGGGGCAGCCAGCGGAGUCAUCAGCGUGGCAGGUACUCUCAAAUCAGUGAGUCUUGGCUUCUUAGUUCAAAUCACUCUAGGAGUAGGUCUGAUAGAUUUGGCAGCAGUGGGUCAUCAAGAUCAACUUCGAAAGGGCAACCUAGGGGUUAAUGUAAAUUUGAUGAGAGCGGGAGGAAGGGUGCAUCUUGUAGCUACCUGCAUCCUUGAUCUCUGCAGCAGAAAUAGGUUUUAAAAUUCUUUGUCACAUCUUUCCCCUUUGUAUAGGCUAAUUACAAUGUAGUCAACAGAGCGUAAAUGACCAUAUCUGCUCCACUCAACUGUAGCAAGGAGUAUAUGUGUAGCAUAGAGGUAUGACGGAAUGUGCUGCCCAACAAGUAGAUUCAGCUUUUGGGCAUGGUCUGUAUCAUCUUGACACUCUGUUCGAUGGAACAGCCAUUGUAUCACCACAAUCUCUUCAUGCACUGGUACGCCUGAUGUGUUGGAAAGAGUGAUGUCUGAUUGAUUGGUUUAGCUUCUGAUA